AAGGUACACCGGCCUGAACUAAGUAAAGCUGCCACGAUUGACCCUCUCGAGGUUUACAACUCGCCAACCUCGUUCUCUUUUGCCUCUGUGCACGCAUACAGCGUGUUAGCUGAUUUUCGGUGCCGUGCAAAGUCGUAGCAGAAAACAUUCAAAAUGGUUAACUUCACCGUAGAUGAAAUCCGUGCCAUGAUGGACAAGAAGCGGAAUAUCCGUAACAUGUCCGUCAUUGCUCACGUCGAUCAUGGCAAGUCGACACUCACCGAUUCGCUUGUAUCGAAGGCUGGAAUUAUUGCCGGUGCCAAGGCCGGUGAGACCCGUUUCACCGAUACCCGUAAGGAUGAACAGGAACGUUGCAUUACCAUCAAGUCCACUGCCAUCUCCAUGUACUUCGAGCUAGAGGAUAGGGAUUUGGUGUUCAUCACCAACCCCGAUCAGCGCGAUAAGGACUGCAAGGGUUUCUUGAUCAAUUUGAUCGAUUCCCCUGGGCACGUUGAUUUUUCAUCGGAAGUAACUGCCGCGCUACGUGUCACUGACGGUGCACUGGUCGUCGUCGAUUGUGUGUCCGGUGUCUGCGUGCAGACCGAAACCGUGCUACGUCAAGCCAUCGCCGAACGUAUCAAGCCGGUCCUGUUCAUGAACAAGAUGGACCGUGCCUUGCUGGAGCUGCAGCUGGAAGCGGAAGAUCUGUAUCAGACCUUCCAACGUAUCGUGGAGAACGUUAACGUUAUCAUUGCCACCUACAACGAUGACGGCGGCCCAAUGGGUGAGGUUCGCGUUGAUCCAUCGAAGGGUUCCGUCGGUUUCGGAUCGGGUCUGCACGGGUGGGCCUUUACCCUCAAGCAGUUUGCUGAGAUGUACGCCGUUAUGUUUAAGAUCGAUGUUGUUAAGCUAAUGAACCGUCUGUGGGGAGAGAAUUUCUUCAACGCCAAGACAAAGAAGUGGGCCAAGGUUAAGGACGACGAUAACAAGCGUUCCUUUGUGAUGUACGUUCUGGAUCCAAUCUACAAAGUGUUCGAUGCUAUCAUGAACUACAAAGCUGACGAAAUCCCAAAAUUACUGGAAAAGAUCAAGGUUACCCUGAAACAUGAAGACAAGGACAAGGAUGGUAAGGCCUUGCUGAAGGUUGUGAUGCGUUCCUGGUUGCCAGCCGGUGAAGCUUUACUUCAGAUGAUUGCCAUCCAUCUGCCAUCACCCGUUGUUGCUCAAAAAUACCGUAUGGAGAUGUUGUAUGAAGGUCCGCUGGACGAUGAAGCCGCUGUUGCUGUGAAGAGUUGUGACCCGGAAGGUCCUCUCAUGAUGUACGUGUCUAAGAUGGUACCGACCUCGGAUAAGGGACGUUUCUAUGCUUUCGGUCGUGUAUUCUCCGGUAAAGUUGCCACUGGACAAAAAUGCCGCAUUAUGGGCCCCAACUUCACUCCCGGAAAGCGAGAGGAUUUGUACGAAAAAAGUAUCCAGCGUACCAUUCUGAUGAUGGGUCGUUAUGUUGAGGCUAUUGAGGAUGUUCCAUGCGGUAACAUUUGCGGUCUGGUCGGUGUUGAUCAGUUCCUGGUGAAGACCGGUACUAUUUCCACCUUCAAGGAUGCCCACAACAUGAAGGUCAUGAAGUUCUCCGUGUCGCCUGUGGUGCGCGUUGCCGUCGAACCUAAGAAUCCGGCCGAUCUGCCCAAACUGGUCGAAGGUCUUAAGCGUCUCGCUAAGUCCGAUCCUAUGGUGCAGUGUAUCAUUGAAGAAUCUGGUGAACACAUUAUUGCCGGCGCUGGUGAGCUGCAUCUGGAAAUCUGUCUGAAGGAUUUGGAAGAAGAUCAUGCAUGUAUUCCACUGAAGAAAUCCGAUCCCGUUGUGUCGUACCGUGAAACCGUGUCUGACGAAUCCGACCAAAUGUGUUUGUCCAAGUCGCCCAACAAGCACAACCGCUUGUUCAUGAAGGCUGUUCCAAUGCCAGAUGGUUUGGCUGAGGAUAUUGACAACGGAGAUGUAAACUCUCGUGACGACUUCAAGGUACGUGCCCGUUAUCUGGCAGAGAAGUACGAUUACGAUGUAACCGAAGCCCGUAAGAUCUGGUGCUUUGGUCCGGACGGAACCGGCCCGAACAUCGUUGUUGAUUGCACUAAGGGUGUGCAAUACCUGAACGAAAUUAAGGAUUCAGUAGUUGCUGGCUUCCAGUGGGCCUCGAAGGAAGGUGUUCUUGCUGAAGAAAAUAUGCGAGCUGUACGUUUCAACAUUUACGACGUGACAUUGCACGCUGACGCUAUCCAUCGUGGUGGUGGCCAGAUCAUUCCUACCGCUCGUCGUGUCUUGUACGCUUCGUACAUCACGGCCGCUCCACGUUUGAUGGAACCAGUGUAUCUAUGCGAAAUCCAAUGUCCAGAAGUUGCUGUCGGUGGUAUCUAUGGUGUACUGAAUCGUCGUCGUGGUCACGUAUUUGAGGAAGCUCAAGUCGCUGGCACGCCCAUGUUCGUCGUUAAGGCCUAUCUGCCUGUCAAUGAGUCGUUCGGAUUCACCGCUGACUUGAGAUCCAACACAGGUGGACAGGCGUUCCCACAGUGCGUGUUCGAUCACUGGCAGAUCCUGCCAGGAGAUCCAACUGAAGCCAACACCAAACCAUACAACAUCGUUCAGGACAUUCGUAAGCGUAAGGGUCUGAAAGAAGGUCUCCCAGAUCUAGCGCAAUACUUGGACAAAUUGUAAACAUUUUAUUAUUAAAAUAACAUUCUCACGAUUCAAACUAGAAGAGUGGAAAGAAUGAAGCAUAUUCUGCUACAAUUAAGCUAAAGGAAAUAAUUUAUAAAUGUUUACAAGAAAACUCCCACACUCACAACAAACCUGUCAGCAGUAUCAACCCAAACUGGAGAGACGAUCCUUCUACAACUGCUAAAACCAAUCCGCUUGUUUUUUGUUUGCUUUAAUUGGCAAAGUAUAGUUCGUACCUUGUUUUUUCCUCAUUGCAAGUACACACAACGCUACCACACAGACCCUUGGGGUUAGCGAAAUGAAAAAUCAACCGGCGACAGCAACCAAUCAAGAAACGAAAUACUUGUAUGAUCAACAAACAAUAAUGGAAACAGUGAUAUAACCGAGAAUACAGAAGAUGAGAAAUCAUGUUGAAAACUGGAACAGAAUGAGUGUAGUUUCACUUUCCUUUUGUUUUAAAGAUUAUGUUUUGGUGAUACCACAUCUUGAAAUAUGGCUAAAUAUUAUUCGACAGGGAUAGUUUUGCACUUUUUCUUCCAAGGGCACAACUCAGCAAAUCAACAUAUUGGUAAACAUUAUUUUGCUACGAGAUAAUUGGACAAAUUUUAUACUCUUUACAAGUGACGUUUAUUUUACAUUAAAAAAUACAAACGAAAACUUA
Toxorhynchites rutilus septentrionalis is the source of this 3352-nucleotide messenger RNA. RefSeq names its product eukaryotic translation elongation factor 2 (gene eEF2). Gene Ontology annotation, molecular function: translation elongation factor activity; GTPase activity; GTP binding. Bases 154 to 2688 code for a protein of 844 amino acids. The record is from RefSeq and is a predicted model, not a curated record. Lineage: Eukaryota; Metazoa; Arthropoda; Insecta; Diptera; Culicidae. Gene Ontology annotation, cellular component: ribonucleoprotein complex; cytosol. Gene Ontology annotation, biological process: translational elongation. The transcript has 5 exons.